UUUUUUUUUUUUUUUCUUUAUUUGAUUGGCAAUUUAUAAUUUUAUCAUAUUUGGCAAUUUCAUUCUUUUUCACUGAAGAAAUAUGGAAAUCCUAGAAUUGAUCGAUAAUGGAUCUCCAGUUGGCGAAUUUAAAGCACAUCCCUGUACUCUACCUGGCUGCUUAAAAUCAUUUGGAAGACGCUCCGACUUGGCUAGGCAUGUCAGAAUACACACCAAUGAAAGACCAUAUGUGUGUCACGAGCUCAAAUGUGGAAAAAGCUUUAUACAGCGUUCAGCAUUAAAAGUCCAUCUAAGAACUCAUUCAGGCGAACGUCCACACGAAUGUGAAUACCAAGAUUGUAGAAAAUCCUUCAGCGACAGCAGUUCAUUAGCACGUCACAGAAGAAUUCACACUGGAAAACGACCCUACAAAUGUACCUUUGAUGGCUGCAACAAGUAUUUUGCAAGGAAGAUAAUCAUGACAAAGCAUCAGAAACAAGCUCAUACGAAAAGCACAAAGAGAACGUGUUUACAGUGGAGACCUCUCAACGAAAUGCUAAUUUCUGGAAAGACGAAGCCUAAAAAAAACCUAUCCUGGAGACCUCUGGAUGAUGUAUUAAAUGACGGCAAAAUACUUCAGCAACAGUUGGACGCAGCUUCCAUCCUACCAGCCUCUCCAGCUUCUCCAGCUUCUCCAACACCUUCUGAACACUCUGAACAUAGUGCUGCCACUUUGGAUGAAGACUUGAUUUACAGCCCCAUCAUUUUACCUUCCUUUAAUAUGAACAACUGGUAUCCAACUCCUUUCCAAAGUAACACCAACCAUUACUAUAACAACCAAUUACCUAUUCAAACCACACUCCAUAAUCCUCAAUGGCUUCCUUCAUUAUGUAAGGAUUACCCACCUGUUGAUCAUUCCAAUACGCCCAUCUUUUUGAACUACCAAGCCUACGAUUUGCUUUAAAUUCCUCAUUUUAUGAUUUUACCCCUCCCCUCUCCUUUCCAUAUAUGUCCCAUGCGUUUUAUGCUUAAUUUUUAUGAAUAAAAAAGAUUUAAUUAUGUUAUAUGCAC
This is a messenger RNA of Mucor mucedo, 1050 nucleotides long. RefSeq lists its product as uncharacterized. Gene Ontology annotation, biological process: regulation of transcription by RNA polymerase II. Gene Ontology annotation, cellular component: transcription regulator complex; PcG protein complex. NCBI's taxonomy places the organism in Eukaryota, Fungi, Mucoromycota, Mucoromycetes, Mucorales, Mucoraceae. Gene Ontology annotation, molecular function: RNA polymerase II cis-regulatory region sequence-specific DNA binding; DNA-binding transcription factor activity, RNA polymerase II-specific. The coding region runs from base 83 to 943 and encodes 286 amino acids. The record is from RefSeq and is a predicted model, not a curated record. The transcript is spliced from 4 exons.